CGUCACAAGAAGCAUCCAACCUAUAUAUAUAUACUUAUAGUAAGCCUCAUAGCAUUUGAGUUUUCCAUUGGGAUUCUUAAGGACAGCAUAUGUAUGUACAUUAAUUAAAUUAUGUAUACGUUGUUUUAUUUUUUGUUUGUGGCUUUCGCGUCGCUGAUCAGUGCUGGAACAGUUCCUGAUUACAUCCACAUCUGCAAAAGAAACGAUCCUGCAGUGUCGAAAUGCAUCAGGAACUCCGUUGAAGCUUUGAGACCAAAGCUGAUAGCAGGAAUUCCCGAAAUCGGCGUUCCAUCCUUGGAACCACUGUCCAUAAAAAAAAUCGACAUUAUCAGAGGAGGCGGCGGAAUCAGGGCCGAGUUGAACAACGUUUUGGCCCAUGGAGCUGGCGAUUUCAAGGUCACCAGGCUAAAGUUGGACAUCCCCAAAAAUACAUACCACUUUGGUAUCAAAAUUCCUCAACUUAAACUGGAAGGUGACUAUGAUGUAGAUGCCAGAAUUUUGGGAGCUCCAAUUCAAGGAAAGGGCAGAUUUAAUGCGGAAGUCACUAAAAUUGAUGGGUAUGGAAUCCUGAGAGGGGAAGUUGUUCAAAAUAAAGGAAUAAGAAACAUGAAGUUUAAUGCCUUCGACUUAGCUUUGAAGAUUGAAGACUAUGAUAUUAAGCUUCACAACCUCUUCAACGGUGAUAAAGUGUUGAGCCAAGCUGUGGGUGAUCUCCUUAAGGACAACAAAAAAGAAAUGCUGGAAAAUGCAAUCCCUUUCAUCCAAGCAAGGGUAUCCGAAAGCUUAUUGGAUGCUGCCAAUAAGAUUACGGAGAAUUUGGAUUACGAUGAAGCUUUCCCGGAAAAAUAG
Brassicogethes aeneus is the source of this 849-nucleotide messenger RNA. The record is from the annotation of a GenBank genome assembly. Lineage: Eukaryota; Metazoa; Arthropoda; Insecta; Coleoptera; Nitidulidae.